UUCGUGCCUCGGCACACGAUUCAUGAGUUCAGUCGAUUCAAACGUUUGCGGUACUUUGAAGCGGUGCGAAGCGCGCGAGAGUUCCGUUCCGUCGUUCCCGAAAAAAGCGUCAAAGUCGUCAUCGCCGUCGUCGUUCGUUACGUGCAUCGUCGGUGUUUCGUUGCAAGAAAAGUGUGGCAUAGAUUUGCAUGUGAAUGAGAAAACCAUAGAUUGACCCCAGAGCUCCAUUUAAGCUCCAUUUAAGGCCCAGUUUCUGAUUGAUGGUUAAGCGGCAGCUUCGUUGUCCACCUCCUCCACGUCGUCGUCGUCGGUGCCAUCGUGUUGCGCCUCCGAGUGCGUCGCGUCGCUCCGUUUGUUCUUCGUGAGGAAAAACAAAAAGCCAGCUCUUUGAGGCAGUGCCGUGUUGUGUCCCUGCUCCUUGCUGUUCCAAGUGGCGGUAUGGCUAUGGCUGCCACAGGCCGCCGCGUGUGACCGAGUGUCAGUGUUUAAAAAAAAAACAAAAAAAAGAGAGCCGCAAUUGAAUUGAGUCGCUACAGUCCCCCCCCUUCGGACAUGCCACAGUGCCCAGGAUCAAACAGGAUGCCCAGCGGAUUACACAAAAGGAUUAAAUAACAAAUGGCGUAUGUCAGCGAAUGGUGGAAAAAAUCGAAUCCGUAUUGAAAAGCCGAGCAAAUCCGUGGAGAAAAGAUGAGUAAAACAAGCGAAAAUAACAACACGAACGAGAAACAGCGGACAGCGGAUCCUCCAUUGGGAAACAACUUAUGAGAAAAACUGGAAAAACACUGGAAAAACCCUCCCCCCAGAAAAACAGAAAAACUGAUUGAAAAACCAAACGAAAAGCAAGAAAAGCGAAAGUACAGAUAAAAGAAAACAGUUAAAAGGUAAUAAAAAAAGGAGUACAACAGCAAAGUUUGGAAACUGGAAAAAUACACCUGGAAAAUGGAUAGGGAUAGUUUUUCCUCUGUUCUUACGGGCCCACGGCAAAUGCCGCUGGCCCUCUUCCUGGCUGUGGCCACUGCCGCUCUGAUGCUCUUCCAGGAUGCGGUCGAGGCCGAACAGCAUCCGGCAACCGCCGAUGAAGGACCCCUAUCGGAGGUACUCACUGCCGUGGGCUCGGAGGUGGCGCUACCCUGCGACCUGCUGCCGGGGACAAUGAUUGCGGACAAGGUCCAAUUGGUCAUCUGGUAUCGUCAGGGCAAUGUGAAGCCCAUCUAUACCUUUGAUGCCCGCGGACGACCCCUGCAUCAGGCCAUACCCUGGGCGGAUGACACGGUGUUCAACAAGAAGGCCCACUUCCACUACGACACAAAUCCGCCCGCACUGCGCAUCAAGAACAUCCAGACUGUGGACGCGGGUCUCUACAAGUGCCGCGUGGACUUUCAUAAGUCACCAACACGGAAUUGGCGCAUCAAUGUGACAGUUCUUGUGCCACCCACACAGCUAACGAUACUGGAUCAUCACGGGGCCGAGAUACGCGACCAGACAGCGGGGCCCUACCUCGAGGGCGAUAGCAUCGACCUGACGUGUCUGUCGAGCGGUGGAGUGCCACCGCCGAGGGUCUCGUGGUGGCGCGAACAUGCCCUCAUCGACGACUCCUUUCAGGUGCUGCCCGACGGCUCGGUGCGCAAUGUGCUGCGCCUGAAGAACAUCCAGCGGAAGGAUCUAUUGACGAUGUACACCUGCCAGGCCACCAAUGGGCAUGUGGUGCCGGCCCUCUCGAAGAAAGUAAUCCUCGACUUGAAUCUUCCUCCGCUCAAUCUGCUGCUGCAGGGUCUCAAUCAUGCAGUGGUAGCUGGCACUCGCACCCACGUCACCUGCACUGCCAUCGGUGCUCGUCCACCGCCGCAAAUCAUUUGGUCGAAGGCUGGACAGAUCCUAAAAGGAGCCACGCAAUCUACCUCGGCUGACGGGAAUACCACAAUUUCCGAGCUAAUGCUGAUACCCGUACCGGAGGACAAUGAACGGCAGGUGGUCUGCUCCAUCUCCCUGAGUGCGGGCAUUACGUCGCAGCAGCUCCAAGAGGGUCACACCACGGUGAUGACCACGCUGGGCAAUGGCAACACCGGUCUCUACCUCAAGGACUCGCGCAUGCUGAACGUGACACAUGCACCCAUUGUCAUCCUGAAUCUGGGAGCUCCUCUGGAUCCGAAUAAUCUGCUUAAGGGAUCGGAUGUCUAUUUGGAGUGCGAUGUGAAGGCCAAUCCGGCGAUAACGCGUGUGGAGUGGUAUCACAGUGACAAGCAACUGCACUCGUCGCGCGGGAUAAUCAUCUCCAACCAGACGCUGGUGCUGCAGGGCAUCUCAAAGUCCUCGCACGGCCAGUACUUCUGUCGGGCCAGCAACCUCCAGGGCAGCGUGUCCAGCAAUGAGGUUUACUUGGACGUGAAGUAUCCACCCGUGUGCAAGUCGGACUCCACGAUUAUACGUGCAGCACUCAAGCAGACAAUCAACAUCACCUGCGAGGUGGACGCGAAUCCACUCGAUAAUCUAAAUUACAAGUGGCACUUCAACAACUCGCUGGAGAGUCUCAUCGAGCUGCCGCAGCUCGGACCGGUCCUGCUGUCGCUGAAAUCGCCUUCCGGCUCCGGACCUGGCUCCGGCUCGGACCUGGGCGGAUAUUAUCAGCGCAGCAAGAGGAAGCACACACACGGACUGCAACGGGGACUGCUGCAUGGCCGGCACGGACGCACGGCCAGCAUUGUGGACAUGUCGGCCGUUCGCUUCGAGGACGAGGACUAUCCGGCGGUGGGGCACGAGAUGGACGGCUAUCAGGACUAUGGCGAGGAGACGCCCUACACGCAAAUGGUCUACUCCAACAUGGUGCACAAGAACCAUGUGGAGAACAAACAGCCCCAGCGGAAACAGCUGCCCCAGCUGCAAGGCCAGUCGUCGAGUGGCCCUGGAGGCAGCAGCGACUCCCACAGCCCUGGCCAUCACGCAUCCAGCUCUGCCUCGUCCUCCUCCAUCCAAAUGAUGGAGCGCAAGCGGCUGGCCGCACUGCACAAGCAGCAGCAUCAUCGCCAGGCCAUGACCAUGCCCACCACAACUACGGCGCCCCCGCUGAACAACGUGUACAGCUACCACGUGGAGAGCUACGAGAGCUUCGGCGCCAUUUCCUGCGUGGCCAGCAGCCCGAUGGGCCACAGCCAGCCCUGCUGGUACCACAUCCAGCCGGCAGACCUACCCGAACCGGUGAAGAACUGUACGGCCUUCAAUGCCACCGCCAAUUCCUUGCAAAUCCAGUGCACACCCGGCUACGAUGGCGGCAUACCGCAGUACUUCCAUGUGCAGAUCUACGACGAACUGAAUCGCCAGAUACUCUACAACGCCUCGUACAAGUAUCCGGAGUUCACGGUGAAGCGUUUGCCGAGCGAUUCCGUGUUUGUCAUUCGAGUGACGGCCGUGAACGCGCAGGGGCCCAGCAAGGUGGCCCACCGAUUGAGGGGCCGGACGCUUUCAGCGCCUUUGUUGCGAACAGCCUCAUCGACGGCUGUGCUAGUACAAUUGACGCCGCUUCUGGGCGCCUUAGUUGGCGUCAUCGCCACGUUGAUUCUGGUCGCCAUUUGUGUGGUGAUCUUUAUCAAAUUCCGCAGCAAGCGCGGUCGCCGGCACGGCAAUGGCGGGGAUGCCACCACCACCGAGGCGGACAAGGGCAGCGCCGAGCCGCUAUCCCGUAAUAUGGGUAGCCAUUCCAGCCUGGAGGACAAAAAUCCGGAUGUGGUGCCGCAGGAGGCGACAAGCGAGGAUGAGUUCCACCAGGAGGAGAAGGCCUUCGACCGAUUGAAUAUGGAAUCGCAGCGAAUUUUGUAUACGCCACCGACGCGCAUUAACACCGCCUCGCCGCCGCCACCAUCGCUUUCGCCCACCUUCGGGAAGCAGUACGGUGAACUGUCGCUAACAACGAACCCCGCCUUCAGCCUGUACAACACGCCGCAACGUGCCCCGGCCGCCCAGCGUCCCGUCUACACCGCCCCGCCGCCACUGCUCUCCACCCGCACCCCGCCGAAUAUCUACACCCGUAUUCCAGGCCGGGGAGUCGGCGGUGGUGGUGGCAUGCCCGGAGGAGUCGGUGCCACUAGCUAUCAUCUGCCGGCCUAUGAGACGCGCACCUCUCCCACCUCGCCCUACGGCUCCACGACCACCUGCACCAUGCCCCUGCUCGGCGGCCAGUCCAACGGUUCGCUGCAGACCAACAGCAGCGGCGGCGGCGGCGCUGGCGUGGGCGGGGCGAGUGCCUGCAACACGCUGCCCCAUCCGGGCAGCCUCCACACGAGCGGCAUCUCGGCGGCGCUGACCAGCUCGGUGACCAGCGGCAACAUCACCAUCGGCGCCGCCCAAUCGCUGCUGACGUCGCCCCGCUCCCAGACCGCCUACACCACGCUGGGGGGUGGUGUGGCACCUGCAGUGUGCGUGCAGUCGCCACUGCUGCUGGCCGGCGGGGGGAACUACGAGACGGUGAGCUCCUGAGAGUUACCCAAAGAGGACAUCAAAUGUCAGAUAGUCUGCAUAGGGGGGAGCAGUACGUGCACCACCACAGCGCUGGGCGCCGAGCGCACCACCAUCGUCUAAGAGGAGCAGCAGCAGCAGCAGGAGGAGGAGUGGAGAAGUAGAGGAGGAAUUGUGGCGAGGAGGUAACUGCAUCCCAAAAAUCUGUAUUAUAGAAAUAAAACUGCCGCUGGCGUGGGUUUCGCUUUAAAUAAAAACAAAAAAUAAAUAAGAAAUCUCUUUCGAAAGCGAAACGAACAAAACUCUUACAAGACUUUCCGACUUCAAGCAGCAAAAACCCCUUAUAAGAAAGAACUCUAUAUAGCUAUAGGAUACACUAUAUAUAUAUAUAUGUACUGGAUAUAGCAGUGUUUAGCCCCGACCUAAGAAAAAAGAAGCAUUUACAUACGAGUAAUAUAUGCCUAAGUUACUUAUGUACCAUAGAAAUGAAUGUUUGAUGCGGCCCACUUCCUUUACCAAAUGUGGGGUUAGGCCCGAACGAUCUUUGUGCGCAAAUACUUCAGUGAACAAAAGAGCUAUGCUUGUGAAAAUACACGACACGACACGAAACCCGAACAGAACACUAGUUUAAACUUUAGCUAAGAUACGAGAUACGAGUAUAGCGAAAUCGUAAAUAUAUAAGGUGUGUAUAUAAAGCGUAUAUGUGUAAUUAGGCUAGGAAGCAGGUCAGCUAAUACUUAAACUAGCCACUAAAACGUAGCCUAAACUCAAUUGAACUUAGUUAGUCACAUUGCGAAUCUACGAAAAGACUAUCCCCCCUGAAUAUAUUAUAAUAAAAUAACAGAAUUUAAUGGCAUAUCUCUAUAUAAAUAUAAUACAUAAAUAGCACAAAAAAAACCACAACAGCGGAGGAGACCACAUUAAAGGAAUCUGAAAAUAGGCGCAAA
Molecule: messenger RNA, 5393 nt
Organism: Drosophila pseudoobscura
Lineage: Eukaryota; Metazoa; Arthropoda; Insecta; Diptera; Drosophilidae
Gene: side-V
Product: sidestep V
Exons: 14
Coding region: 940-4467 (1175 amino acids)
Molecular function (GO): protein binding
Source: RefSeq, a predicted model, not a curated record